Lycium ferocissimum is the source of this 4242-nucleotide messenger RNA. Its product is annotated as zinc protease PQQL-like. NCBI's taxonomy places the organism in Eukaryota, Viridiplantae, Streptophyta, Magnoliopsida, Solanales, Solanaceae. The transcript is spliced from 20 exons. The record is from RefSeq and is a predicted model, not a curated record. The coding region runs from base 1389 to 3365 and encodes 658 amino acids. Gene Ontology annotation, molecular function: metal ion binding.
AAUUGAAUCAUUUAUGCUCAAGUUCAUUUUGUUUCCAACUUCUAGUUUUGUGAUCCAUCUAAUGGCUGAGUAAUUAUUGUCUCUUUUUUGCUACCUUGCUGAACAAACGAGUAUGCUGCAAGAAGAGUAAUUCUCAUCUUUUAUCAAAUGAUUGACCUGUGCAGAAUAAUUAGUCUCCUUAUAAUUUAGCACCUUAUGUUUUGUUUUCUCCUUUUGAUAUUCUUAUUUUUAUGCUUCAAUUUUCAAAAUCUUUCCGGUUGCUGGCUAGUUCUUAGUUGGAGUUAAAUGGUUCUGGGGUACCUGAAUUUUACCAAUUAAAAUAGAGAGGUGUUGUUGCGAGCAGCGAAAUUCACUUGCAUAUCAGUAGCACAUUGAGAUCUCGAUCGACAAACUUUGGCUACACAUCCAAAUUUGUCACAGAGUUGGCAUUGGACUCUGAUAGUUUUAUUUGACUGCCUUGAUGGAUUCCAUUUUGUUGUCUAGACUGAUUAUUGAUGUUGCGUUGUCCGUUCAUGGGAAAAGAUUUGUGAUUGGUGUUGUAGUUAAUGUCAGAUCUACUUCCAAGUUUGUGGAGUUACUCUGAUUGAGUUGAGCAGUAAUGAUUCGUUGUUCCUUCUUGACGUCUUCGUGUUUGAAGAGGACUUCAUGGCCAAGGAUCUUGUUGUAGAGUUCCUCAAAACUUAUGGGUGUAUCUCGGGCACGGAUGGCUGCUCAGAUGUCCUUAUACUCCGGUCCAAACCACUAAGGACUGUGAUUUUUUAUUUCGGAGAAGACUGUCUUGUCUUGUCCAGAUUUUGUAAGCUGGGUUGAGAGUUUGUUGAGUGUUUGAGACAUCUGUUGAGUUGAGAAAUUGUGAGGGAUACGGUUCAAUGCCUUCGAUAUAACCCAUGAGAUCAUACCCAAAAAGAAGGGUAGAUAUUUGUACUCUCCAAGUAAAGCACGUAUGGCUGCCGGUGAGUUUCAGGGGCAGUUGAAACUGGAUUGAUUGAUGACCUGUUGUGGACACUGGAUGUAGUAGUCACAAUUGCUGUUCUGUUGGUUUAGGAUCUGUGCGGUAGAUGUUGGAAAUUGGUUUCGAAAGGAAGGGAAGUUGCUGUGCUGGUUAGCCUUUUCCAGAAAUGAGAAGCUCUUGAGAGCAUUUGCCUCUCUGAUACCAUAAAGAGUAGCAGACAUUUAAUGAUGAAUUUGAGUGCUUUCAUUGGGCUGUUUGUGAGGAAAACAAUGAACGUGGUGUUGCACACAUUAUCGAGCAUCUAGUUCUGGAGGGGUAUGGAUAUUCCAAUCAGGACGCGCUUGAAUAUUUACAAGCUUUCAAAGAACAAUGUGGCCCUCAUCAAGAGGCCAAGACAUUCAGAGAUUAUACAAUUUAUAACUUUGCUGCGACCAGCAUGGUGAAUUUGAGGAAAGCAAUUGGAUUAAUUGCUGCAAUCUCUGAAGAGCUUAAUUUCACUGCGGAGGAGCUAGAGAAGGAGAAAACAAUCAUAUUAGAUGAGCUUUGGAAUAAUUCUCAGGAUGGUUUGAAAAAGCAUGCACACACUUUUAGUGCUCACCUAUUUCAAGGAGCAAAGUACGCUGAGCCUAUAGGUGGCACAAAAAAUUCCGUACAAGAUGUUUCUGUGGAUAUUGUAAAGGGGUUUUACACGAAGUGGUAUGUCCCAAACAAUAUGGCUGUUAUUGUUGUGGGAGACGUAACUGAAACGCAGAGUAUAAUUGGUUGGAUCAGAACCUACUUUGAAAGCCAACCGCGAGGCAUGCCACCACAUUUGGAGUUCCCUCUUCCAAAAUACUGCGAGCCAAGAUUGAACACACACGUCGAUAGUGCAAUUUUGAAGUGGGGAAUGUCUCAGAUAUACAUCACCUUUAUGUUUGAGAAACAAGGGUGGAAGUUUGUGAAUGAUGUGUUCAUGUACAUUCAACAAACAAUUCUUCAUAGAAUCAUUGCUGCAAGGUUGAAGAAAAGAUUUUUAAGCAUGAGCAGACCAAAAGAAAUUCAGUACGAUAGAGUUGACGAUUUACAGAUGUGUACCAUUUAUGUGUUUGGGGCGGAGUGUAAAGAAUGUGAAACAAUUGAGGUGUUGGAGACAUUAUUUGGUGAGAUUGCACGAAUGAGAGUCCAUGGUAUUGAAGAAAAUGAAUUAAAUGAUGGAAUUUCCGCUUGCCUGGGCACCUAUGAGCAAGCAUACCUAAAUCGUCAUGACUGUUCUUCAAAGAGACUACAAGACGACUAUACUUGUCACUUCGUUUCUAAUGCACCUGAAUUGGCUCCGAAGCUGCAAGCACAGCUUUUGACAGCUCUCACAAAAAGUAUUAAUAUGGAAAACAUGAAAAGCUUUUGUGAUUCGCAAUGUGAAGCCUCCAAAAUGUCUGUUAUCGUAAUUCAAAGCAAGAAUUCCGUGACGCAAGAAGAUAUGAAGAAGUCAUUGCAAAAGAUUAAUGAUUUGGAAAAAGAGGGAUGCUUUGGUAGAUGGUCAGAUGAAGAAGUGAAGGGUUCAAACAAUCUGAUACUAAAGAUGGAGAUUAAAUCUGGGUGUAUUGUUGAGCGAGUUGAACAUUCCGAUAUUAGAGCUGUGGAGCUCAUUUUAGCUAAUGGGAUGCAAGUCACUUACCAGUGUACGGAUGAUGCUGGUCGGGUCUUCUUGAGUGGAUUCUCAUAUGGAGGUCUCUCAGAAUUGACAGAAGCAGAUCUCCUCAGCUGCUCGUUUUCAUGUCUGAUCGGCAAAAGUGUCUGGGCUACUAGCUCUGAGGGACUUCCUAAGGCAUUUGAUACAGUCCAUUUCAAUGUGGAGGUGGAAGAGUAUAGAAGAGCUUUCAGUGCGGACUUUGACUCAUCAGAUAUCGAACUUGCACUUCAGAUUGUAUACUUACUAUUCACAAGCGACUAUGAACCUGAAGAUGAAGUUAUGAAAGCUAUGGUUGAUGAACUGAAAGAGCGUCUGUCUCCCGACCUUGGACAUCUGUAUCAUAUCCUAGAGAAUACUGCUAAGGAGAUCAAUAGCGGUGGAUCUUACUUUUACAAGCCAAAAGCCGAGGAUCUUUCACAAGUUAAUACAUCAAAGGCAUGGCAAUACUUCAAAGAUUGCUUUAGGGAUCCGUCAAACUUUCGCAUUAUUCUGACUGGGAAGUUUGACUCUGCUUCUCUCGAUUGCCUUCUGUCCCAUUAUUUGGGUGGAAUACCAAGGCCUUCUAUGCCUAUAAUGGAGUAUCAACGUGGGAAGCUCACACCAGCACCUUUUCAUUUUCCUCCGGGUGUGACAAAGGAGGAAGUGUCUAUGCCUAUGGACAGUGGUACUGGAAUGUGUACUUGUAUAAGUUUUCCCCUUCAUCUGAAGAAUGAGACAUUGGUAAAAGAUCAUUUUCUGUUGUAGAUUUUGGUUCAUCUCCUGAGAAUCAAAGUGACACGCGUACUCCGCCACGAGCACAGGGUGUGGAUAGAUUCCAUCCAAAAGGUGACUGGUCGUCUCGUGUCGAUAAUCUUGGAAUGAUUUACUUUAUACUUCAUUUGAGCGAUAGGGAGGCAGCCCAGAGGAUUGUAGAUGCAGUAGUGCAUGCAAUGGAACAACUACAAGGAGAGGGACCUUUGGAGAAUCUAGUUCAGGAUGCAUUGGAUUGCGGACCAUCGGAAAAGGAGAUGCAGGCAAACAUGCCUUUGUUUCUUUUCAUGAGCCGCGUCUGCUGGUCAAAACAUGAUGACGGGGAUCUAGCGCGUACUUACAAGAUUCGUAGCAACAUGAGAAGAGAAGUCCGAGAUCAUUUCAAUGAAGGUGCUGUCAAGUCUGCAUUGAGGAGGCUUCUACCAUACCCUUGCGGCGACCAGUACACUGUUGUGAAUUUGAGAUGUUGAUCUUCUCUCAAGGAGUCUAAGGGGUUUCUCCCUGUAUGGAGAACUUGCUGGCUAAGGUGGUCUUUGUGAUUCCUCUUAACUUCUGGACAGACUCAGUAGCCAAGUAGCUGUUAAUACUUAGGCAAAACUAUGCUGUGGUCAUUUCAUGUUUAUACUUGGGAAAAUGCACUUUAGAAUUGUGGUUCUUGUACCAAAUCUAUGAGAGUCUGAGAACAGGCAGUAUAAAUUCUGUCUUACUGCCUUUUUGUGGACCAAAUCUAUGAGUCUGAGAACAGGUAGUAUAUAAUCUAUGUCUCUAUCUUACUAAUCUAUGAGAAUCAAUAUGCUCUUGAAUUUAUCUAUAUCUGUACUAUAGCAAAAGGUGCACUAGAAGAUAGAUAAAUAAGUUUCUUAAAUCUUCA